AUGGCAUCAUCAAACGACACCAGCAUCGCUUUCAACGAGACGCAGACCUUGAACGACUUCAAAAAUCCGACGGAAGUAGAUAACUCGACGGUGAUCCUUUUUCGUGUAGUCACCGUCCUCUUCACCAUCAAGAUGAUUAUCCGGACAGUACAGUUUUUCUACAAAGUUGGAUUGAGUGGUGCUUACUGGAUAUUACAACUAUGGAAACACGUAAAGGCGCGACGAGCAGGCGGAAAGAAAAAUGGCACGACUGAUAUUCGAUGUCUCGGAGGAAUGAGCAUAGGCUUUCUGAAGUUUAUGGCGUCUCUGCUAACACCGUCAACGAAAAAGUGCCGUACAUCGCAUUCUUUUAAAGGAUCGGAAGAAUCAGCCUCCACUGUUCAGAAAAAGAAAGUUGCUGGAACGAGACUUACCGGUAAUGGAUUUGAAGAUGAUCCGGCGUUUGUUCAUGACUUCAUAAACGGCGGCGAGAUGCCUGAAAUGACAGUAUUCUUCCACUUGGCUCUCAUCCUAUACUGUUUGAAAACAAUCUUCUGGCUUAUCAAACUGAUCAUCGGGUUCCAGUACCAAAUGCGACGCUUCUUGGAAAACAGAAGAAAUUGUCGGAAGAGCAUAAGAGAAGAUCAACAACACGGUGAUGAGGAAGCAGUAGCCACCAUGGCUGCUGAACUCGAAGCUCCUCCUGUGCUAGCUCCGUGCACAGUAUCUCUUUCAAACGAAGCUCGUUACAAAGCGGCUCCUCCCAGAGAAGAUUCUGGAGGUAUCGGCCAGGCAAUUCUAAAGUACUAG
Molecule: messenger RNA, 789 nt
Organism: Haemonchus placei
Lineage: Eukaryota; Metazoa; Nematoda; Chromadorea; Rhabditida; Trichostrongylidae
Source: the annotation of a GenBank genome assembly